AUGAAUGAAACACUGGAUCCAGCUAUCUUCGCUGUGCUGCCCACCGGCUGCGAGGUUAUCGCUGUCGAGCCGCAUGGAAAGGGCAGCUGGUCUACUGGGUACAAGGUUGAGGCAGAGAGUCACGGACAGAAGCUAGGAUUUUUUCUCAAGAUAAUACGACGGCCUCGCCAUCUCGAGCUUGCUAAGGCGAUUCCACUGGGUUACGGACCUCUUGAGCUCGAGUCUUCGGCAUCAUUUUUCCUAACACCAUUCCGCAACCUAAGCGACAAGAUUCCCGAGCCAGCACAGGUGGUUGAGGUCCUGGAAAAACUACACAGGACCUCUGUGUCCCCUACUGGAAACUUUGGAUUUCAUAUCACCACAUUCAACGGUAUCGCACCGGUGAUCAAUGAAUGGUGCGAUACUUGGGAGGAAUUCUUCAGCCGCCAACUUCGGUCAGACAUCGAAUGGGAACAGAGUAUUAGAGGACCGGAUCCCGAAAUGGACGAGAUCGGGGGUGAAUUCUUCGAUAAGGUCAUCCCUAGACUGUUGCGACCACUCCAGACAGGAGGCAGGAUCAUCAAGCCCGUCCUCGUCCACGGCGACGUUUGGCCCGGCAACGUGCAGAUCGACAGGGACACUCGGCGCGUGAUCCUGUUCGACUCUUUCGACCUCGGCAUGAUGCGGGAGUCGCGGUACCGGUUCACUGGUGAGCAUGCUAGUAAAUAUUUGGGGAGCAUGCGACCAUCACAACCAGAAGAGGCCUUUGACGAUCGGAAUGCAGUAUACGCAAUGUAG
Molecule: messenger RNA, 777 nt
Organism: Diaporthe citri
Lineage: Eukaryota; Fungi; Ascomycota; Sordariomycetes; Diaporthales; Diaporthaceae
Exons: 5
Coding region: 1-777 (258 amino acids)
Biological process (GO): protein phosphorylation
Molecular function (GO): ATP binding; protein kinase activity
Source: RefSeq, a predicted model, not a curated record